Molecule: messenger RNA, 3033 nt
Organism: Loa loa (African eye worm)
Lineage: Eukaryota; Metazoa; Nematoda; Chromadorea; Rhabditida; Onchocercidae
Exons: 18
Coding region: 1-3033 (1010 amino acids)
Source: RefSeq, a predicted model, not a curated record
AUGCCGUGUUCAUUUCGAGCUCGUGUAAACCAACUUUGGUCUAUAUGGUACACUGUAGUAAUGGUACUUCUACAGACUUACUUAAUUUAUCUUGGUUUCGAACGUUACCGCUUAUAUUCGGAAAUGAAAUGGCCUCAUGGUGCAUAUCCAAGUUUGUGGUUAAGUGUUUAUGUUAUACUGUAUUCUUUAUGUAUACCUUGUUUACUACUGUUUAUGGCAUUUGGAAUAUUCAAAUCUGGCAACGUUGCUGGUGAUAACGAUCGACUUGGUGCUCGAAUCGAUCGUGUCAUUGAAAUUACUCGGAGUUCACAUGGAUAUAGAAAAGGAAGUUGCUCACUUUUGCGAUGCAUCAAGUCACUGUGGCAGCAUGCACCACCGUUACCACAGCUUAUUCAUCUACUGAUGGCGCUUUUUCAAUUAUUUGCCCAGCAAGUGAUGUUAUCACAACUUUAUCGAUACGGCUUCAUUAAUUCCGGUGAUUUUUUGAAUACAGAACUUGAUUUCGUGUAUCAGCGUUCCCGUCAAUUGGCGACAAAUCUGCCAAUGCUCGAUAGCCGAUUGCAGGGCUUUCGUAUAUCGGCACAGGAUUUGACUGCUACACCAAUCAGUCCUAAUUUAUUACCAAUACUGAUGCAUGCUCGUUUGUUUGGAAUACCGCUCGAGUUCGUCAAUUUGUUGAUUGCUCUAUUCGUCUACACGUGUGCUUAUUCAGCAGUUUUCUGGCACACCAACAAACCGUUCAGUUUCAUAUUCUCUCUUCAUUUGUUAAUUUAUUCGGCGACGGUGAUUUGGUCUUAUCUCGGGUUUAGUGUUCUUCUUCGUAUACAGGAAACAAAUUAUGCUAGCGUCCGACCGGUUGGUCUCGGACAGUAUUUGAUCUCGUCACGUCCCUUAAAAAUUUAUCAUCCAUCCGCAAUUAUUGCUACGUAUGUUACGACUAUUGUGCUUAUUAGUACUACACCUGUUGUAUUAUAUAUAUAUGGUUAUAGCAAAUAUUUCAUAAGUAUUUCAAAUGUGCGGCAAAAGAGUGCCUUUCGAAGUCAAGCAAGCGUUAUUAAUGGUGCACAGAGUGAGUAUUCAGAAUAUCGUCUCCGAAACUCAUCCAAGGUGCCACAAACCAAACUAUGUUGUGACGGAUAUGCACCUCACAUAUUUGCAAUAAUUUUGCUUGUUUUAAUUGUUAUCGCCAAAGCCCCAACCAUAUAUGCGCAUAUGGUUAUAUAUCAGCAUGAAGAAAAGGCGCUAUUGUUAUCAUGUAUCGUUAUUGAUGUUGUUUUCCUCUUUGCCUGGAUUAUUCUUUGGCUUAUACUUACACUUAAACGAGAAUGGGAUUUUAAAGUUAUUCAUCAAGUGCAUGAAAUUAUUGCUUUGCAAAGUGGGCCUCAAACGAUGAUUGCUUCGCCCACAAAAAUUAUCGAGAAGAAACCAUCUGAACUAAAAAACGCAUUGAUAUUAAUGCAUGGAGACCAGAUGUAUCUUACGGAUGAUAUCAUAACUAAAAAGUCAUUAUUACGACAAACACAGAAAAGCGGAAUUGGUGCUGCAAGCGAAGGUAUUUACUGGUUGAAAGGAAACAGUAUGCAAUCACCCACAGCGAGAAGAGCUCCACAAUGUGAAAGUGCCAAAGGAACACCAGAAAUGAAUCGGCUUCUUGGUACGUCUACAAUUCAUCGGCGAAGUAGCGACGAGAACUCUUCACCCACUGCUGCAUACCAUACGAUUGCUCAAACCAUACAACCACAGAUGAAACAUUCAUCGCAGCAACGGAUUAUAAUGAAUGUUCCCAAGUAUUCCAGUGAAGCAAAAGUUUCGGCAAAUGUCACCGUACCCGGAAAUACAUUUGGAACAUUCCAGCGAACUCAAGGAUCGGAAUAUGCAUCCUUCAACAGCCGGCAAAUGAUGCAGAAUCCCCGAAGACCAUCACUGCAAAACUCAGUGAGCGCAUGCAGCGGAAACAACACUUCUGACAGCGCACAUUUAACGCAACAGGAGGCAUAUGCUUCAAUUCACAAAAACCGGAGUGGACAAAUGGAAACAGCAGUAACACGAAGACGAGGUUCCAAAGAUGACGGAGCAGUUAACAAUGGGUUUGGAAAUGUGAAUGUUUCGUACGGAGCAUAUUUAACUUAUGGUCGACCUCAGAAUCAGCAGUUGAUGCAGCAGGCUGCUGUUCAAGCUGCUCAAGCAGUUCAAAUGAGUCGAAAUAUGGGAUCUACUUAUAACAGAACACAGACUAAUACAUCGCAGAAUGUGUUGGAGAGUGGGCCAGCGUCUUCAGUGCUCUCCAUACGAAGUAGUCCUGUCGCUGAAAAUCGUUUCGGUAUGCGAACAUCUAUUUCAAGCAGGGAACAUUCACCAUAUCAAAGAACUUCCAACCUAAAAUUAUCAUCUUUCAAUAGCAUUACCCCGGCUGUCGAUUCUCAUAAGCUAGUUAGUAUCCAGCAACAGCAGCAGCAGCAGCAGGGCUCUGGUGCUGGAUCCAUCUAUGGAAACUGGUCACAGCAGCGACAAACUUCACAGAUCUCUCAGCCAGUGGACUGGGCAAGUCCCUCAUCAUAUGACAAGGUUUCAUCGGCAGCUAGUACAAUUCAGCAAGAACAAUGCUUCACGCCCACAUCAACACUAACUAGUCAAGGAAGUGCAAGUAACUAUUCGUCACAACGAGCGCCUACGCCAGGAUCGCCUAAUCCACAAAAUAUUUACAGUGGUGGACGAUUCAUAAGUAACGGUGCAACUGGUACUGUUAGCCUGUACGGUAAUUUAGGUCCUGAUUAUGAUACAUCACUUUUGGAGGGUAAUGAUCGGAAUCGAACGCUGAAAGCUCAACAACAACCAAAAUCUUUGCGUACCACAGUUGUUAGUGGAAGUACCUCGACACGACAUCAGAUUAAGACUAGCACUGGAGGUUCACGUCAAGAUGAUUCAGCAAAUUACAGUUUAACAUCCAGUAAUGAAUCUGCAGAAACUGCUCGGCUCAGUGGACAAACAAAUCGCAUUAUGGAUUCAGCUGAAUUUGCCACCAGUGUUGUUUGA